AUGAAAUCCUCAGGUUUGGAUUUUCCAGCUUCUGCAAAAGACACUUGUUGCGAAUCUGAUGGUUUCUUGGCAUAUGAAGGCUCGGCAUUAGUAGCUUGGCCCUUUGCUCUAUUGAUCAUUGAGGAUCUUCGCCCUCUUAAUGUCGGUGAUACAAGCUUGUUUUGCAAUUGUUUUGCAUAUCUGAAGAUCAUGUCACUCUUAGAUUGGUAUGGCUAG
This is a messenger RNA of Sclerotinia sclerotiorum 1980 UF-70, 216 nucleotides long. RefSeq lists its product with no specific name. The transcript has a single exon. Bases 1 to 216 code for a protein of 71 amino acids. The record is from RefSeq and is a predicted model, not a curated record. NCBI's taxonomy places the organism in Eukaryota, Fungi, Ascomycota, Leotiomycetes, Helotiales, Sclerotiniaceae.